CUCGGCGCAGCAACAAACACCCUCGGCAAGGGCGUCGCGGGCGUCACGGAGACGACAGGGAAUGUAGUGUCUGGCGUGGGACGGGGCGUGGGAGAUACGGUUUCGGGUGUGAGCAAGGGUGUUGGGGAUACGACGAAAGCGGCGGGUAACUUUGUUGGCGAUACGACGAAGGCUGGGACGAAGAGUGUGGGGGCUGGUGGGCAGGAUGAGGUUGUGCAGAAGUAG
Molecule: messenger RNA, 225 nt
Organism: Dothidotthia symphoricarpi CBS 119687
Lineage: Eukaryota; Fungi; Ascomycota; Dothideomycetes; Pleosporales; Dothidotthiaceae
Exons: 2
Source: RefSeq, a predicted model, not a curated record